Prorocentrum cordatum is the source of this 2130-nucleotide messenger RNA. Lineage: Eukaryota; Dinophyceae; Prorocentrales; Prorocentraceae. The record is from the annotation of a GenBank genome assembly.
AUGCACAAGCGCGUGAAGCCAAAUACUUUUGUGAACUACAUGAAAAGGAAGACGGCCACUGUCGAGCACGGCUGCCGCGUGAAGGAGGACGCGCGGGGCGCGCCCAAGGUGAACUUCCCGGGCGGCUUGCCCGAGGGCGCGCAGCAGUUCGAGAAGCAAGCGGAGGAGUUGGAGGAGUUGUCCGUCGUGGGCGGCGGGCCCCCCGACCACGAGACGUACUUCUUCGUCGACCAGCAGCGCGCGCGGAAGAAGCUCGGGCCAGGCGUGAAGACCAUGGAGUUCUUUGUGAAGUCAGCGACCAGGAUGCCUUCGGACGCGGCUGCCGGGCCGCCCGUCGCUUCCGAUGCCGGGGGCCCUGGUGAGGUUCGAAGCCCGCAGCAGGACAGUGGCGCCUGGGCCGGGAGGCCCAGUCCAGGGGUUGCGGCGGGUGCCAAGGGAAACCCCUUGAAAAGGCGUUCCUCGGACGAGGCCGAUGGGGAGGCGCCCGCGGCGAAAAGGGCCAGGUUCCGAUUGCAGACAUUGCGGGACCUGCGGGGCAAUAUCAAGAGCGCCGUGCAGGCGGGCCACUGGACGAGCACGAACGCCCUCCACACUACCACCGUCUGCGUGCACGUGAGAGAUGCCCACGCGAUUCUGAAGGAGUUGGGCGCGGAGGCCGACGCGAAGGAGGCUGGUCUCGUGACGAAGUUUACGAACUUCCUGGCGCGGACGUUCCUCGCGGCCCCUGGUUUCGAGCACCUCCAUCUGUUCAAGGGCACGUUCACUAGCUUGAAGGAGCUGGGCGGGCAGGAGACCGGCGAGGGCAAGCUCCUGGAGGCAUUGGCCGUCAUCGACGCCUCUUCGGACGCCGCCCUCGACUGGUCGCAGGCGGAUGCUGUCGCCCGCGUAGCCUUCCGGAGCAGUGCCAUGCACAAGAGCUUCGUGGCGGCGCGCGUGGAGGACAAGGUGCGCCAGGCGCGGCUCGCUGGCGGCCAGAGGCGGCUGGACAUCCUGCUCGGACGAUCGAUCGACUCGGCCAUUGCGCUUUUCGACGUGCGCGUGCCCCUGGGCAUCCGCAUCAAGCACUUCGUCUUGUCCCCGCCAGCCGUCAAGCUCGCGAGAGAGUGGGAUCCCGAUGGCACGAUGGGGGCCGCGGCGCUGGUCCUCAUGGAGACGCCCGACGUGAAGGACGUGGCGUUCGACGCUUUCGUGGAGGUGGCCCGGGCCGUCGCGGAGGAGGGCGUCGACGUGCCAAACCCCGUGCUGAAGUCGGCGGUCGGGUUCGUGAAGGCCGUCUCGCCGAACGCCUCGGAGGCGGGCCAGGGGUGGGCGAGUCGCCUCUUGCAGGAGAGCUUCAAGGCCCGCUCGCUGUCGAGGGUGAGCGGCGUCGACGCCGCCUUCGACCCCGUGGCAGUUGGUUCCGGCGGCGAGCGCUCUGCGGACGCGUGCCGGGCCACGAAGGAGUUCUUGUUGUUCCUCCCGAAGGGUGCGACCGUCGACUGGCUGCAGGUCUGGAAGAAGCACCGCGACGAGGAGAAGGCGAAGCAGGCCAGAGAGAAGGCGAACGGGGCAGGGAAGGGCAACGACGACGCCAAGGGGGAGCACGGCGAGUCUGCCGACAAGGAUGCCAAGGGGGACAAGGUAGACGCCGCAGCUAAGGGAGGCGUCGCAGCCGAGGAGGGGGGGCAGAAGGAGGCGGGUGCCGCAGCCAUGGAGGACGCCGCGGCCAAGGAGGGCAUUGUGCCCAAUAUGGUCGGGGCAGCCGGUGCCCAGGGGGCCGCCGAGGGGCAGGCGCAGGGGGUCCAGAAGAUCGGCGACGCGGUGAUCGGGAAGUCCCACCAGCAGAAGGACAAGUUCAGCGACGAAGAAUGCGAGGCGACGCGCGUGCUGACCAAUCACUACAAGGUCGAGCUGCUGACUGGGGCGGCCGCGAACACCCCGAACAAUGCGCACAAGUACCUGUUCAAAGACGUGCGGGCGAAACCGAGCGGGAGUGGUCUGCUCAGGAAGCUCGCGGGAAAAGCCGCGGCGCCUGCCAAGCAGGCGCAGCCCGGGAAGGGCGACAUGCAGGAAGGGCGUCCAAGGGCCACCCAAGGGACGGGCGCGGGCACCAGCAGCGAACGGCAACCAACAGCAGCUAGCAACAACUAG